Molecule: messenger RNA, 312 nt
Organism: Tinamus guttatus (white-throated tinamou)
Lineage: Eukaryota; Metazoa; Chordata; Aves; Tinamiformes; Tinamidae
Source: RefSeq, a predicted model, not a curated record
AUGACGGGCAAGGCUGUUGCUGCUGUCCUCGCUCUGCUACUCAUCUCCACGGCUGGAACGAAAGGUAUGGCCCUGGCUCGCUCGGGCAUUGAACUUCGAUGCCUAUGCAUAGGCACCCACUCCAAUUUCAUCCAUCCCAAGUUAAUUCAAAAUGUGAGACUCAUCCAAAGUGGACCACACUGCCAGAACGUCGAAGUCAUAGCUACUCUGAAGGGAGGCAGGGAAGUGUGCCUGGAACCCACUGCUCCGUGGGUGAAGCUGAUCACAAAGGCUAUUUGGAACAAGAGCAACAAGGCUGAGUCACCGCUCUAA